AUGAAAUUUACUUUAAUUUUAAUUGCCCUAUUGGUUUCCACUGCUUUGGCUUUGCCGAUUCAAAUCUCCGAGGAAGAUAUUAAAUGUAAGUUCAGAUUAGAGAGAUACCUUGAAAAAUUCACUGCUUUUGAAAGUAAUCCUGGAAGAAAAAUGAGAAAACGUUAUAACCAGCCAACCCAAGCUCAAAUUGAUGAAUUCAAAAAUUUGGCCGGUGGCCCGGGAAAGCGUGACGUUGAAGAAAAUAUUGACCAGCCAAAUCCUGAAAAUGAAUGGGACGGUAGCCCAGGAAAGCGUGAUGUCGGAAAAAGUGAUGGCCGGACGACUGAUUUUUAUGGAUUCGGUGGCCCAGGAAAACGUGAUGUCGUAGAAGAUAUUGACCAGACAGCUCCAGGUUAUGUUUACAGUGGCCCAGGAAAGCGUGAUGUCGACCAAACGGCUAAAGGUUAUGUUUACAGAGGCCCUGGAAAGCGUGAUGCCGGUGAAAGCUAG
This is a messenger RNA of Funneliformis mosseae, 489 nucleotides long. NCBI's taxonomy places the organism in Eukaryota, Fungi, Glomeromycota, Glomeromycetes, Glomerales, Glomeraceae. The record is from the annotation of a GenBank genome assembly.